Lecanosticta acicola is the source of this 544-nucleotide messenger RNA. NCBI's taxonomy places the organism in Eukaryota, Fungi, Ascomycota, Dothideomycetes, Mycosphaerellales, Mycosphaerellaceae. The record is from the annotation of a GenBank genome assembly.
AUGGGAGAACCUACCCGCGCUGUCUCAAACGCAGCUCGCGCAGCCCUCGAUGCAGCAACAAAGUGCUUCGCGAUGAACGAGGGCGCCAGAGCAGCUGUUGAGAAGGCACGAGCGACCUGCGCUUCUGCAGUCAGCGCUCUCAGAGAGCUCAAGUGGGAGCACGUCCCCCAAGCUGCGGUCGGACACAUCAAGGCUCAUCCAUAUCUCACCGCAAUGCAAGCCUCCAGCAUUCUCGUCGCCUUCGUCCCUGGCCUGGCUUGGAUUCCCGCAGCCACAGGACUUGGAUUCGGUACUGGUGGACCAACGGCUGGUAUGUCAAAUGUAUGCACUUUCGCACGGUAUGCCCCUGAGGGACUAAAUCUUGGCAGGUUAUCUUGCCCCGGCUUUCCAAUCUGCCUUCGGCACUCCUACUUACUUCUCAGCGUUGCAGAGCGCAGCCAUGAACGGGUGGGGCGUCAGCGUCGUCAACGGAGCGGUGCAAGUCAGUGCCAUUGCGACGGGUAUCAUGUCAGAAGUAGCAAAGCACUGCUCAAGCAAGUUGUGA